AUUGUGCUAUCAGGGCUUAGAAGGGUCCACGGAACUUGUCAGAGGUUCAGUGGCAGUUCCUCUUUGCACUAGCUACCUUUCUCUCCUUACAAGGAUAGAGAAGAAGCAGCUUACAUGCCAACUACUUUACACAGUGUCUGUUGUAAUUCCCUGUAUUCUGGGGAAUGUUAGUUACUUUCCUGAGGCAGGCAAUUAGUGAGCACGGUAUGGAUGCCACAACCAGAAAUCCCUGGCCUCUGGCAGUGGAAGGAAGGAAAUCACAAGUACUGAUGGUGAGUUCUGACAUUGUAUGGACAGAAGGGAAAUGGGAAACUGUCACCUUUGUUGCAAGUGAAACUUCACAAUGAUAGGUAAUAGACAUUUUCAAUGCAAGUAACAUAUGUGAUGUUUAAAGAACGGAAUACAUAGUCAUUUCUUCAAAAUGUUAGGUCUUCAAGUGACAAGGGCUCUUUGGUGAAUGGGAUCACUGAUCCACAUGCAGGAAGACUUAAAUAAUCUAGACAUGCUGUCAAUUCUACAGAAAAGCAUUGAUAUGUUAAUGUCUUCUGAUAAAGAAGAGGACCCAGAUGUUAUUUCUGAAGAUAGCAGUCUGCUAACUCUUCGAAUUAGAAAGAAGGCCUUAGAGAGGAGAGAAGAAACAAUUAUUGUGGAUCGAGCUUGCAGACAAGAAACUCUUGCCUAUGAGAUGGAGUCACAUGCAAUUGGAAAGAGGCCAGACAAUCCAACAGAUAUAGUCGAGGAAGGAGAACUACUUUUAACUCUGAACAUCUUCUAUCCUGUUAUAUUUCAGAAGCAUAAAGAUCACAAACCCUAUCAAACAGUCCUUGUACUGGGCAGCCAGAACCUCACUGAGCUGAGAGACUCGAUUUCUUGUGUCAGUGACCUCCAGAUAGGUGGUGAGUUCAGUAGUCAGCCAGACCAAGCACCAGAACACAUCAGCAAGGAUCUCUACAAAUCUGCUUUCUUCUAUUUUGAAGGCAUCUUCUAUAAUGAUAGAAGAUACCCAGAGUGCAGAGAUCUGAGCAGAACAGUUAUAGAGUGGUCAGAAUCUCAUGACAGAGGCUAUGGAAAUCUUCAGUCUGUUAAAAUGGAGGACUAUGUAUUUAAUGAUGUGUCCCUUAAAAUUGGCUUUCCAUACCUUUUCUGCCACCAAGGGAACUGUGAGCACAUCAUUAUAAUCACAGAUAUAAGGCUCAUUCAUCACAAUGACUGUCUGGACAGGAACCUAUAUCCCUUGCUAAUCAAGAAACACUGGCUAUGUACCAGAAAAUGCUUUGUGUGCAAAAUGUACACAGCAAGGUGGGUAACCAACAGAGACAGUCUGGCACCAGAGGAUCCUUGUUUCUUCUGUGAUGUUUGUUUUCGGAUGCUCCAUUAUGAUGCAGAAGGCAAUAAACUGGGGGAGUUUCUUGCAUAUCCUUAUGUUGAUCCUGGGAUUUUCAACUGAAACUGCCAUGUGCCAGAGUGAAUUCAGUGAAAACUACAUUGUUGAAUCUGUUGCUCUGGCUGUUAAAACCACUGGAGAGCUUGAGUUUUGAGCAUACUGCUGGGUUUUGGGUUAGGUUUGUAACCCUCUGCCCUGAGGUGGAAGGAGCCCUUUGCACUUGAAGUCUUUCUGUUAUGCUUUCUAAGUAUGAUUGUAAAAGCUAAGUUAGCAUGGAAAAAUAUAAUACACUUUUACAACAUUACAGCGGUUUGGAGACUAUGGACUAAAAAUACAGAUGUUUAAGAAGAGAACGCCUGGCAAAAGAGCCAUGAUUUUGAGGAGUUCUGUGCAUCCAAGGAUCUGUAAACCUCCCAGGAUGAGAACAUGGACAUCUUACCUUGAAAACUCAUCAUCUAUGAAUAGGGGUGCAGGGCACUGAAUUUGUAGGGAGGAGAAUGCUUUCUGAGAAAGCAGCUCAGAAUUACGGUUAAAUUCUUGGAUCUUGCCUGCAAAUGGGGGUGCUUCCAAUCUGUAAGCUACUGCUGUCCAUGGUUUGUGACUCUGAGGACUCAUUCUGUGAAGAAUAAACUACAUUUCACUGAUUAAUGAACUGUAGCCUGCCUUUCAAAUAAUUUUGUUAACUGUUUGCAGUGCACAGUGUUCACUGUGCACUUUUUUUGAAGUAUUCUGUUACUGUAAGUAAUGAUGUUUUUUAUUAAAAUGUGACCAAUUUGUACUUCCUGUAGUCUGAUGUUAAACUGAAGCUCUGUCAAGACAGAAUGUACUUUUUUUUAAAGUCUUCUGGAGUUAAGAGGAUUAUUACUGGAGUUCUUUGCAGUUUAGGAAAGUUUGUAGUGCUAACUGCUUUUCUUUUGAAAACCUCAGCUAAUUCUCAUUAGUGUAAAGACAGCCUACUCUGACAAUCUGCAUACAGCAAAAUGACAAACUGAAUUCUGUUCAGGUCCUGUAGCUGCAGAUUCUUCCAGAGCUUACUUGAUUAUCUUAGAUGUCCUGAAACAAAGGUAUCUUGAGCAUUUGCAGGACUCCAGUGAUCACUCAUAUACCUGUCUGCUUUCUGGUGGUGUAUUAGGUCACAUGAAUAUAAAUCUGUGCUUUUUUUAGGAACAAAAGAAAAAAGGUUAGUUUUUUUUUUCUGCUUGUAAGCCAGCCAGCUGUUGUAUUUUAGUAAAUCAAGCACUGAUAACAGCAGAUGGUGAUAGUUCUUUUAUCCUACAGGAAUCUGCAAAAAACGGAGUGCCUUGCCCACCACAACUGUUGCAAGUCCAGCUGCUGGGACUAGACUGCUUUGUGGUGCUGAUGUUUAAAAAGCCCCCGCAACACAGCUCUGGUUGCAACUGCAGCUGCAGUAUUUGCCUCCUCUUUCCAGUCCUCUUCAGUAUUGGAUCUCGGAUCAUAAAGACAGCUGGCAUAAUUUCUAAAUAUAUUGUUUGCUUGUUUGAUGGCUUCUUAUGCUGAGUUCAGCAUAAGUUCUAUGCAGUCAGGUUUUUGUCUGGGGGUUUCUUCCUUUAGCUGUAGGCAAAAGGGAGUGGCCAAAAUGUGAGUUUAUUCUUUCAUUAAAAUAAUUUGCCUCAGUAUGCUCUCUCACCCAACCCACUUACCUUCUUUCCAUUAAAAAAGUUGCUGUCAAAUCUAUUUCAAAAUUGGUGUCCCUGCAAAUUAAGAAAUUUUAGAGGGCCAGUGCCAUACUUCCAGUCAGGCAGAGAGAAGCUGGCCACACUCUGGGUGUGGGAGUUAGGAGCAUUCAGUGCUUAACUACAAAACAGAGAACUCUUAUUAGAAGCUCGCUGUUUGUGUGACCUGGUCCUACUUCAUAUUUAAUGAUUUAAUUUAAAUAACAAAGGAAACAAAAAGGUUACGUGAAGUCACAGUUUUUAAAGAUACUUCCCAGAAGCUGUCACAGGACAACUGGGUCUGGUCUUGAUUUGACAUGUCUUUCUGAAUUAGUCCUCUAAGUGAAAUCCAGCACAGCACUCAGUGUCUGUAACUAAAUUUUUAUGACACCAGCUGGGUAUUUGUGUUUUAGCAACUUGUUAAAUGCUGUGAGUUUUUUGGUGAUCAGAACUUCAAAGCAGCUUUAUUAGUUCAUGAUGUAAAAUGAGAAAGUUUUUUUUUUUAUAAUCCCUCCUCUGUGUGUUUAGUAGUUUAAUCUCAAAAGCAUUAACCUGAACUUGUGGGUGGCUUUUUGCUUUGAUCUUUUUUAAACAUUUGGUUAUUAGGCAGCACGAACCUCUUCAAGUUAUUUCAAACUUCCCAAAGGUCUUGGAGAUUCUUUCCCUCAUCAAAGUUUUUGCCUUGCUGACAAGAUGGUGAUACAAAACUCUGUUUCUUAUACUGAGGAAGAGGAGAUGUUCCUUUGAUUUACUGCUGCUGUGAAGUUCCAAAACAAAAUGUGACUCAUAUAUACAGUGUCACUUCCCAGUGGUAAUCUGGCACUUACAAUGUUACUCCAAAAGCCCCAUGUACUUGAAUGAUGAGCAACUCAGUAGGGUUGCACAGUAUUUUAAGCUGUAGUGAACUUGAUUCUUGAAGUAAGGAUGCUGCUGUCACAGCUAACUUUGCUUUAAAUUUUGUGCAUAGCUGUGAUUUCUUUCUUCAGAAAGAAUCAGCCUUAUUCCUUGUGAAACUUAAGUUUGACUGCCUAGUCGGUCUCAACUCUCAUAAAUUAUAUUUGUAUCUUUCAAGAGACACAGUUCAAAGACACUCAGGCAUCUUGGAAGGUGAUUUGACCUUCCAAGUCAGUCAGUCAGAGUCAGUCAGAUUUUGUGAAUUUAGGUUAGUUCUGGUUUGUAAACAGGCAGUAAAUUCAGACAGUAAAAGCCCAAGCAGCUGCAUGGACAGAGUAUGACACAAUCAGGAGCUUCAUCUUUGCAUCCAUCUCAACUGAAGCAGCAGCAUGGGGACCCAUUAUCUCUGAAACAGAUGUGACAGAUGUGUUAGCUCUAAAACACUUGUGUGAAAAUUAGGUGGAUUUGGCAUCCUUUUCAAUAACACAGUACCUCUUUUUUUUUUGGUAUAAGGGGCUUGAUACAAAGGGAUGGUCAAAAUUGAAAAGUGCUUAUGUGAGGAUUUCCAUUAACAUCUUUACAAAAACAGGUUCAAGGGUUACAGUGAAAGUUGUUUUAGUUUCUUAAGGUUUCAAUAAAAUACACCUCGUGACUAAUGUG
This is a messenger RNA of Pipra filicauda (Wire-tailed manakin), 4611 nucleotides long. It is a transcript of the gene SNAPC3, whose product is annotated as small nuclear RNA activating complex polypeptide 3. Gene Ontology annotation, biological process: snRNA transcription by RNA polymerase II; snRNA transcription by RNA polymerase III. Bases 458 to 1447 code for a protein of 329 amino acids. Gene Ontology annotation, cellular component: snRNA-activating protein complex. The record is from RefSeq and is a predicted model, not a curated record. The transcript has 9 exons. Gene Ontology annotation, molecular function: RNA polymerase II cis-regulatory region sequence-specific DNA binding; core promoter sequence-specific DNA binding; bent DNA binding. Lineage: Eukaryota; Metazoa; Chordata; Aves; Passeriformes; Pipridae.